AUGGCUUUCGAGCCCUGUAACCGACACGUGCCCUUCGUCCCCCUGAGGUACGACUCACAUGACCCCGAAAGCUCUGCUCUCAAGUUAGUUCUUACGCUGAGCCCCAGCUGGCAGCUACCGGGUUCAAGUGUCGAAUUCAUCAGAUUUACAGAUGGAAUCACGAAUACACUACUGAAAGCUGUCAAUCGCAAACCGGGGCUCUCACAAGAUGCGAUCGACCAAGAUGCUCUACUUCUCCGCGCAUACGGCCAUGGCACCGACCUGAUCAUUGACCGCCAACGCGAGGCACAGAACCAUGAGCUUCUCAUGCAGUAUGGACUUGCCCCGACCCUCCUUGCGCGAUUCGAGAACGGGAUGCUGUAUCGUUUCAUCCGUGGCGAGGUCACGCGACCAGAAGAUAUACGCCGUCCAGAGAUAUCAAUGGCCAUUGCCAGGCGUUUGGCACAAUGGCAUGCAACAGUCCCAUGCCUGCCGCAGGCAAUUACCGCUUCGAUCAGUGUGGAUGGUAGAAUCAGUGACGGUCCAUCAAAUGGCCAACCUCACGGUGGACAAAACAGCGACGUCCAAGGCUCAACAAUCGCGGUCGCCUCUGUUUCACCCAAUGCGGGUACGCCCAUCGCGCAGGGCAAACUCGAGCCGAACAUCUGGACUGUCAUGCAGAAAUGGAUACUUGCAUUGCCAGCAGACACGGCCGUCUGCCGGGAGCGUAUAGCGGUAUUACAAGCGGAACUCAAAAGCCUGGUGGCGAGCCUUAGCCACCGUUCCGGACUUGGCAAGGACGGACUUGUUUUUGCGCAUAACGACUUAUUAAGUGGUAAUAUCAUUAUCCUACCCGCCAGCGCAGAGGCAACGAAUGGGCCACCUGUCGAAGUCACAUUUAUAGACUACGAAUAUGCCGUUCCCGCCCCAGCCGCGUUUGAUAUUGCGAACCAUUUCGCAGAGUGGGGUGGUUUUGACUGCAAUAUGAAUGUAUUACCUACUGUUGAGCAGCGUCGUGCCUUCAUAGACGAAUACAUUAACGUAUACGCGAAGUUACGACAGCUAGCGCCCCAUGGCUCCGAGCCCUUCCACCUAGAGACCGAGAAGGCAAGAAUGCUCGAAGAGGUCGAUGUAUUUCGCGGCGUGCCAGGCUUUUACUGGGGCAUAUGGGCACUUAUCCAGGCGACGAUAUCAGACAUUGAUUUUGAUUAUGCCACAUAUGCAGAGGCCCGCUUGUCGGAGUACUGGGCCUGGAAAGCUGAGGUCAAUGGUGAGCGGGCUGCUUCGGGCGUUGAUAUGCCCCUGCGCGAGAGACGGUGGGCGCAGGAAAACGAAGAAGACAACGGAGGGAGCUCGGUAGCAACAGGCAGUUUGCAGACCAGGGCUUCUACACAAAGUACUGUACCUAUCUGA
Messenger RNA from Sporothrix schenckii 1099-18, 1392 nucleotides. Its product is annotated as ethanolamine kinase. The record is from RefSeq and is a predicted model, not a curated record. Gene Ontology annotation, molecular function: ethanolamine kinase activity; choline kinase activity. The transcript has a single exon. Bases 1 to 1392 code for a protein of 463 amino acids. Lineage: Eukaryota; Fungi; Ascomycota; Sordariomycetes; Ophiostomatales; Ophiostomataceae. Gene Ontology annotation, cellular component: cytoplasm. Gene Ontology annotation, biological process: phosphatidylcholine biosynthetic process; phosphatidylethanolamine biosynthetic process.